Capsicum annuum is the source of this 1473-nucleotide messenger RNA. RefSeq lists its product as uncharacterized. Bases 1 to 1473 code for a protein of 490 amino acids. Lineage: Eukaryota; Viridiplantae; Streptophyta; Magnoliopsida; Solanales; Solanaceae. The transcript is spliced from 6 exons. The record is from RefSeq and is a predicted model, not a curated record.
AUGCUAACGAAGAAUCAAUUCAAGAAGUUUUGUACUGAUAGUAUUUUUGGUGUUUUCAUGAAGAAAAAUAAUUGUGUUGUGCAAGCGCAAUUAGGGAGAUGCAUUAUGUCACUGGAGACUACGGAAAGUUCAACAAGUGACAUAGUAAUUCAUGCAAAGGGCACAACUUUGCAUUUUAGUCUUAGAGAAUUUGCUGUAGUAACUGAUUUGAAUUGUUAUUCAAACAAGGAUGAUUUUGAAUUUGAUGAAGACGUUCCAAAUAAAAUUAUUGAUCAGUAUUUUGAUGGUUCCAGAUUUAUUCAGAAGAAGGAAUUAUUUGUUGUUGUUACUGAUAAAAUAUGGAGAAACGAGAAUGAUGAAGAUGCAUUCAAGUUUCCUAAUUUAUAUUUUAUUCAUGAAUUUUUGCUUUCGUCUGUUGAUACUGUCAUUAUUCCGCGCCUCCAUUUUGAUUUGGUCGAGAGUGAUCGUUACAGGGACUAUCCUUGGAGAUUGGUUGCAUAUGAAGAAUUAGCUAAAACUUUGAAUAAAAAGUUGAAACCCACAGAAAAGUUUUACAUGCUUCAUGGAAUGCCACUUGCCAUCCAGAUUUGGUUGUACCAGUGUUGUUCUGUUGUCCCUCGUACCGUUGCUUUCAAGGUUGUUUUCAAGAACAUUAAGCCGACACGAAAGGAGAUUUCAACCUUUCAGAUACCAAAGAAGGUUUUUCAUAGAGGUAAAAGUCAUAAAGAAGAUUAUGCUGAUUCUAAUGAUGAUUUUCAGGAUCCUCCACUUAAACACCAGCUUUCAAUCAGCAAAAAAAAAUACCAGGGUGAUUCGUCAAAUUCACCUGCCAAGAAAAAGUUGAAGAAUCUAUCAAAAGGUGUAGAUCAGCAUACACCAAAAAGGACUCCUCCAAGUCGUGCUGUGAAGAUGUCUUCUGUGAAGACACCAAUUUUCAAGGCGAUUCAAUCAAAAGAAACAGUACCUUCAAACAGAAAAGACAUUCCGGUUCAAUCGCCUGAUAUGUGUUUUUUCAAUCUUGAAGACGAGGAUGAUGUUCUUUCUAAGAAAGUGUUUGAAAAGUUUCGUGAUGAGGUUCACAAAGUAUUUAAUGACAUUCAGAAUUUAGUAACAACAAGGUGUGAUCAAAUAAUGAAUUCAAUAAAUGAGAUGAAGGUUAAAGAUUAUGAAUUUGUCAAGCCACAAUUGGAUGAAACUGAUAAGGAUACUUCACCGCAUGAGUCCACACCAAGUUUACAUCAUGAUUUUGAUAAGAGUUCUGAAGGCAUGUUGGACAAAAUUGAUACCUCUGUGCAUGAAGCAAGAGAUGUAUGUGAUUCAACGAACAUUGGAGCGGCUACAGAAAUAAUUGAAAAUAUAUCAAUGGCUGAUUGUGAGAAAUUAAUUUUGGAUGAACAAAUUAAUUCAGAAGUUCACACCCAUGAAGCAGUUUUUGGAGAAGGGAAGUCUCAACCAGAUUUACGUGAUUCUUAA